CGACAUGCAGCUCUGUGCUGGACUCUUCCUGCUGCUCUGCCUCGGGAUCAUCCACCUGGGUGCAGGUCUUCGGUGUUAUAAGUGCUCGGACUAUACGGGACGCUGUGAGAACGUGCAGGAGUGCACCUACGAGGACUCGUGUAUCUCUCUGAGUGAGAGAGGGGGGAAGACCAUCCGUCAGUGUAUCCGUUACACAGACUGCGAUAACUCUCGCCUCACUCAGAUGUUUCCCGCCAUCUCCGGCUUCACGUACCGCUGUUGCAGCAGCAACCUGUGCAACUCCAGCAACGCUGUCACCAUGGCGACGCCCAUCCUGGCUCUGAUUGGCUCGCUGCUGAGCGUGUGGUGCUGCUGGGUCUGA
Messenger RNA from Scomber scombrus (Atlantic mackerel), 361 nucleotides. It is a transcript of the gene cd59b, whose product is annotated as CD59 molecule (CD59 blood group). The record is from RefSeq and is a predicted model, not a curated record. The coding region runs from base 5 to 361 and encodes 118 amino acids. NCBI's taxonomy places the organism in Eukaryota, Metazoa, Chordata, Actinopteri, Scombriformes, Scombridae. The transcript has 3 exons.